Kazachstania africana CBS 2517 is the source of this 1233-nucleotide messenger RNA. Its product is annotated as C2H2-type zinc finger protein. Lineage: Eukaryota; Fungi; Ascomycota; Saccharomycetes; Saccharomycetales; Saccharomycetaceae. Gene Ontology annotation, biological process: regulation of transcription by RNA polymerase II. Gene Ontology annotation, molecular function: DNA-binding transcription factor activity, RNA polymerase II-specific; RNA polymerase II cis-regulatory region sequence-specific DNA binding. The record is from RefSeq and is a predicted model, not a curated record. The coding region runs from base 1 to 1233 and encodes 410 amino acids. The transcript has a single exon.
AUGACGACCAUUGCUAACUUUCAUCAAAUGCAAGCCUAUAACAACAACAAUAAUGGUAACAAUCCUACAGCUACUUCUGUUUCUAAUCAUAACGUUGCCAUUCCUAGUAACAGAUUUCAAAAUAGAAAUCAGUGUUUACCAAAAUUGCAUUCUAUACUGCCUGCUCCGCCUUCAAUAUUGAAUGGAAAUGAUAAUAAUAUCAGUCAAAAUUCAUCUAUUUUCGAAUCUCAACAGCCAAAAUUAAAAUUACCAUCUAUUUCUUCUUUACUUCCUUCAUUGCAAUUCAAUGAUUCUCAAUAUUACCAACAAGCUAGCGUGGCUGUCACCACUACACCUUCUCCACCUCCAAUAUUACAACAACAACAACAGCAGCAGCAGCAGCCUCAAGUACCUCCCCAACAACAAAGAUCAACCCAAAUAGUGCUAGUCACACCACAACAACAUCUUACCCCACAAAGUAUUACAUCAUCUGUACAAAGUUUUGAAGGAUCUAAUACAAUUUUGAACAUGCGAGAUGACCAUAUGUCACCUGAAUCUCAUUUCUAUCAACAGCAAUAUUAUUCUUACAUACAACCACAACCACAACAAUUACUAAACAACUACUAUGUGAUUUCACAACAGCAACCACAGCAUCAGCAGUUACAAUUACAACAGCAUGAUAAUACCUCUAAUAAUGGUAAUAUCAAUACUAAUACUUAUCAUAUGCAGCAGCAUCCUUCAAUAACAAGUCCAUCUGUAUUGAAUCCACAGCCUAUACGUCCAUUAGUCAAUUCUCUUAGUGCCAUAGAUAAUAUGCCUGAACAGUCUUUUCCUUUUAAUAAUGCCAAUCUUGUAGAUAAUACUAUCAAUAAGGAAAAUGCUUACUUUUCUCCAACAAUGCCAUCUCCAUCAUCAUCUUCAAGAUCUACUUCAACCUCUCCAGAUACAAUGAAUAAGACGUCCAAAAAGAAUAGCACAAAAUCAAAUAGAGACAAGAAGAACUAUACGGUUAAUUUCACUUCAGCCGUUAAAUUGAGGAAGCAAUGUCCAGUUUGUGGUAAGAUUUGUUCAAGACCUUCCACGUUGAAGACGCAUUAUUUAAUCCAUACUGGUGAUACGCCUUUCAAGUGUACUUGGGAAGAUUGCAGUAAAUCAUUCAAUGUGAAAAGUAAUAUGUUGAGACAUUUAAAAUCUCAUGAAAGAAGGUUGAUCAAGAAGAACAGAAAGAAAGGUUUAACUAAAAAAAAUGCUUGA